GCCAAAGAAAAACUCAACAGGAAAGAUGCAUUAUAAUUAAAUAUGGUUGCAUGGCAUUUGAGCAUUGGCGCACAGUCAUGGACAUCUCUACUGGUCUGAACAGAAUCAUUGUGACCUAUCCGUUUACCACCUACACUCCAUUUGACCCGUAAAAUUCGAUUUGUUUCUCCUCGGAAGUCUAUUUUCAUUUUGGAGCGUUUCCCUUGCUCGGUCUGCUUCAGGGACUGGAUGUGGAUUGUUUUUGUCCAACUCGUGCGUCCACCCAAUUUGCACAGGCCCUUCCAAAUGAGAGUGCUAGCCUAUGACUUCAAGUUGCCAAUGGCACCGUCUCUUUUACCGGAUCGGAUGUAAAAUUCGUUUUCCAUCGCAAUUGGUUGGUCACAGCAAAACUGUUUGACGAGCGAAACAAUUGCUUUUGUCAUCUGCGCACAGCAAUACAUUCAAUAAUCACGGUCUGUGAUGAAUGAUUUUUAAUGUAUUAUGAUGACGUUUUGUUUUUGUUUUAGAUGAACGCGAAUUCUGCAGACGAUGACCCCGACAGCAUGGUCAGCUGGCACUGGGCGCGUGGUUGAAGACGAGAGACAGCCUGCAGUUGCUCCUCUCCAAAGAGUCAGUUCAAAGGAGCAAUGUCGCGGUUGCUCAGCGUCGCGGGGGCGCGGUCCCGCAGGGCAGCGGAGGAAGAAAGCAAGGAGCCCCCGCCGCCCCCGCCCCCCUCUCACCAUUCCAAUCAUCAGUUUGCAAGCAUGAAGAACAAGUUCUUCAACGAGCUCACGCACUUGCCGAAUCAUAAACUCAACAUGCCCAUGUGGGCAGUGGGUGCCAUCGUGGUGGUCGUCCUCACGCUCGUUGCCUGUAUGGGAUUCUGCAUCUACAAGAAAUGCUUCAACAAGGGCAAGAAGCCCAAGAAGGUCAGAGAAAGGAAGGCUGGGCGAGGACGUAAGAAGAAGGAAACGGAAGGAGAGGAGGGAGACGAAAAGAAGGAAGGAGAGGAAGGGAAAGAGGAGGAGGAGAAAGAAAACUUUGGCAAACUGGAGUACACUUUGGAUUAUAACUUCACCGAUAACCAGCUGAUAGUAGGCAUCCUGCAGGCUCAGGACCUGGCAGCCAUGGACAUGGGCGGGACUUCGGACCCCUACGUUAAAGUCUACAUGUUGCCGGACAAGAAGAAAAAAUUUGAGACCAAAGUCCAGCGCAAGAACCUCUGUCCUGUUUUCAAUGAGACUUUCAUCUUCAAGAUACCCUACACGGAGUUGGGCGGUCAGACGCUGGUGCUGCAGGUGUUCGAUUUUGACCGCUUUGGCAAACACGACGUCAUCGGUGAGAUCAAGAUUCCCAUGAACACCGUGGACCUCGGCCAGCCCAUCCACGAAUGGAGGGAUCUGAUUGGAGGAGAGAAAGAGGAGCAAGAGAAGCUUGGAGACAUCUGCAUUUCCCUCCGCUACGUCCCGACUGCUGGCAAGCUAACUGUGAACAUCAUGGAAGCCAAGAACCUGAAAAAGAUGGACGUUGGAGGACUGUCUGAUCCGUUUGUUAAAGUGGUUCUUCAGCACAACGGAAAGCGGCUGAAGAAGAAAAAGACAUCGGUGAAACAAAACACCCUGAAUCCAUACUUCAAUGAGAGCUUCAGCUUUGAGAUCCCCUUCUCCCAGAUCCAGAAAGUGCAGGUGAUCAUCACGGUGUACGACUACGACAAACUGGGAAGUAACGACCCCAUCGGCAAGUGCUGGAUCGGCUACGGCGCUUCUGGCGUGGGGCUGCGCCACUGGUCCGACAUGUUGGCCAAUCCCCGCCGUCCGGUGGCUCAGUGGCACGUCUUGCAGCCGGAGGAGGAGGUCGACGCUGCUCUCAAGGCUCCCAUCCGCUAAACAAAACUGCACACGGACACUCGAGGGCUCUAUUUUCGUGGACGCAAAUGCCGGCGGGUCCUGAUUUUUGUGCGGGGUUUGCCAAGUUGGCAGGACCGCUCUACGCGCAUUCCGCCGCAGCGAGCAAGUGCCCUCGGAGAUUCGCUUGACAAUCCGCUGCCAGAAAGUUGAGCUAAAUUUACACCUACUUGGACCACGUCUAAAUACUGGCGCCGCAUUUAAAGGGAAUGAGCGGAGUCGCCUUGACUGGCGGCAACCUAAGUCGGCGCUCCCACAGCGGUGCAGCCUUCCCACCUGCAGAUCCGCCAGGCUGUGCUCAUUCUCGAAAUAUCCCAAACCGUUCUAAGCCACCUCUGGUGCGCAGAUGUGCCCGGCGCCAAGACCACCCCCAGGAUUGACAAUGUUCAUGAAAAUAGGGCCCCAACGUAUUAAUCUACGGGCUUGCAAAAGUAUUCCCACCCCUUGAACUUUUCCACAUUUUGUCAUGAACCAAAACAAAAAGCAAUUUAUUGGGAUGUAUUCCACAGACACGUCUGAGCAGACCAGUGUUAGUAUUGUGAUGUACAUUUUGAUCAUGUACUCUAUUGUAAAGAAAAGCAAGGUCUUUGCAAAUGAGUUUUCGCUGCAUUUUUGCUUGCAGAAGAGAAAACCUUCCUGUGUUGU
Messenger RNA from Hippocampus comes (tiger tail seahorse), 2528 nucleotides. It is a transcript of the gene syt5a, whose product is annotated as synaptotagmin Va. Gene Ontology annotation, biological process: synaptic vesicle endocytosis; calcium ion-regulated exocytosis of neurotransmitter. Gene Ontology annotation, molecular function: calcium-dependent phospholipid binding; SNARE binding; clathrin binding. NCBI's taxonomy places the organism in Eukaryota, Metazoa, Chordata, Actinopteri, Syngnathiformes, Syngnathidae. The transcript is spliced from 10 exons. Gene Ontology annotation, cellular component: dense core granule; synaptic vesicle membrane; axon. The coding region runs from base 627 to 1865 and encodes 412 amino acids. The record is from RefSeq and is a predicted model, not a curated record.